Molecule: messenger RNA, 1788 nt
Organism: Stylophora pistillata
Lineage: Eukaryota; Metazoa; Cnidaria; Anthozoa; Scleractinia; Pocilloporidae
Product: glutaredoxin-related protein 5, mitochondrial-like
Cellular component (GO): mitochondrial matrix
Source: RefSeq, a predicted model, not a curated record
ACCACACGAGGUAAAGACAAAAUUCUUGUGACCUCGGUGGGAAUCAAACCCGCUCAGUGGGUUUUUUGGGUUUCUUCUAGCACUUUAAUUUACGCCUCAGUUCCAUCAUUUGUGUUCUCCGUGCUACACAACAAUUAUAAGAGCGUGGAGGUCUGGGUAUGAGUUCCACCGAAUGCGAGGACUGGUAAUUUCCAAGAUGGCCACUUUGGUUGUACGACGGAUUCUAAACAAAUCUCUCUUCUUCGGACCCUCUGCAGCAUGUCUUUCAGCCAAGUUACGUCUCUUCAGUAACCAAGCAGCAAUAUGGACAACAGAAAAAUUCGAUGAAGUCGUAAAGAAGGAUAAAGUAGUGGUUUUUAUGAAAGGUGUACCUGAGCAACCAAUGUGUGGCUUUAGCAAUGCCGUUGUUCAGAUUCUCCGGAUGCAUGGUGUCGAAGGUUAUGGAACUUACAACGUACUAGAAGACGAGGAACUGAGGCAGGGAGUGAAAGAUUAUUCGAGCUGGCCGACAGUUCCCCAAGUCUACAUUGGAGGAGAAUUUAUCGGUGGAUGUGAUAUUAUGUUACAGCUGCAUCAACAAGGUGAAUUGAUUGAGGAACUGCAAAAAGUUGGAAUAAGAUCUUUGCUGUUGGAUAAAGCCGACGACGAGAAAAAAGACACUUAAGCUUGAGAAGCUUGUAAAAAAUUAUUCGAUACUGGUUGAACAUUGCUUUGAACAAUUUAGCUCAUCCACGAUUAAAAACGAUGACGUAAUAAUUCUCAGAAGGUAAAUUUAAAGAACUGAGCGACUACUGUCACCGAAGUUACUUGCACCAGACAGUCCGAUAAAUAUUUAUGUUGCGCAAAUUAACAUUGGGAUAUGAUCAAAUGCGCAUUACAAUGUUUUUCGAGGGACUUAACAGACUGCUUGAGGCAGUUUACAACUUUUGUGAAGACUGAUUUUAACUGAUGCCCCCAAUUUUAUUAGUAAACAGGCCAGACCACAACACCAGAAGCUAUAUUCCCUACUCUUUGCAAUAAGUGUGUUGGUUCUUUAACGUCCCCUGCUAACUAGUACAGAGAAGAUGCAGUCCAAUAAUGGGAAAUGACAAAUGACUCCAUUCAAGUUCUCUGUCAUAUUUGCUUGCCCUGGUUCCAAGCACUGAUUGUCACAAUUGAACUCAAUAGCUCAAAUUGUUGUCCAUUUCCCAUUAUGUGGUUGGUUUUAAAAUUUGGUGUACAUGAAACUGUUAGGGCCUGGCCUCAUUAUCAUUGCUAUGUUCCUCUCAGGCCCCUUGCUAGCUUGUGUUUGUCAAGGCCUCAUCUUUUCCUUCCAAACACUCGUGACAAAGUACUAAUAAUGAGGUCCUUCUCUAGGGUAGCGUGUGAUAUGCAUAUUCUGUAAACAUAAUGCAAGAUAAGAUAUCCUGCUCAAGAGUUUUGAUGUUAUUGCAAAGCAGAAUUACAUUGUAGUAAAAACUUUUAAAGGCCUUUUGUGUCAUGAGUAAUGAAUGUUGAGAUCCAUGGAAGCACACUACUUUUUUUACACAACAUUGCUUAUGAUGUCAUCAGAUUCAUCCAAUAUAAAAUUAAUACAAAAGUUUCUUAACAAAGCAACAUUCAACUCUGUUGUUGAUUUAAGGACAUUGGUAUGAGAACCAAAGGCCCAUAAAUCUAUGAGCAACCUGGUUUUCAGUCUAAUGCUGAUCUUCAAGCAUCGAAAAUAGAUAAAAUAAAGCUAGGUAACAUUUUGUUAAGAAAUAAUCUGUUUAAUAAAAGGCUCAUCAGUAGCCAAACUUUUCAUUCAAA